CGUAUCGCAACGCAAUCGAAUAUCCUGGUUAUGACGGAUGGUACAAUAAUGUUGGUAAACCAGAACUAGGCGCAGUUGAUACUCCUUUAUUAAGAAGACUAUCAGCAGCUUAUGAAGAUGGAGUAUAUAAACCUUCAGGCUCUAAAAGACCAGAACCAUUAGAGAUAAGUGAGAAACUGUUGAGUGGAAAAAUUGGAUCUAAAUCAAGAACGGGAAGAAACGUUCUUCUUGUAUUUUUUGGUCAACAGGUGGUAGAAGAAAUUUUAGAUGCUCAGAGACCAGCAUGCCCACCUGAAUAUAUUAACAUAAAAAUCCCGGAAAAUCAUCGAUACAGAAUUAAACCGGGACAUACGAAAAUGCCUAUUUUACGUACGCGGUACGAUCAUCGGACGGGUCAUUCGCCAAACAAUCCUCGUCAACAGCUGAACGAGAUUACACCAUUCUUAGACGGUGGAUUAAUUUACGGUACAUCUAAAGCGUGGUCCGACGUUUUAAGAACAAAUGCCAGCGGAAUAUUGCAGGAGAAUGGGCAACUGGCAACGUCGGACUUUCCACUAUAUCCUGACUAUAAUACAGUUAGAUUACCAAUGGCUAAUCCACCGCCGCCUAUUCAUCAUCAUCAAUAUGUCUCACGACAUUACACCGAGAGUGUCACCAGAUAUUUCAAAUUAGGAAAUCCUCGUGGGAAUGAAAAUCCGUUUCUCUUGACUUUCGGUAUAAUAUGGUUCAGAUGGCACAAUUUCGUAGCAUUUCAUAUUAAACGCCACAACCCAAAUUGGUCAAGUGAUAAAAUUUAUAACGAAGCCCGUAAAUGGGUGAUAGCGACUCAGCAACACAUCGUCGUCAACGAAUGGUUGCCUUCAUGGUUGGGGAACAACAAGCUUCCUAAGUACGAAGGGUACAAUCCUAAUAUCGAUCCGCAGAUUGAUCAAUUUUUUCAAUCGGCCGCUUUUCGAUUCGGGCAUACCUUGGUUCCACCAGGCGUAUACUUGCGUAAUUAUGGGAGGAAUAAUUGUUCCUUGGAACCAUAUCCAAUCAGAACUUGCAACAAUUACUGGAUGUCACAGAAUUCUCUUCACGCCAAUUUAACAAGAAUAAAGGAUGUUAUCGAUGUAGAGAAAUUGCUAAUGGGUAUGGCUGUUCAAUUAUGCGAAGAAGAGGAUCAUAAAAUUGUUGAAGAUCUGCGGGGUAGUUUAUUCGGUCCACUAGAAUUUUCCAGAAGGGACUUAAUGGCACUUAAUAUUCUGAGAGGACGUGACCAUGGGGUACCUGAUUACAAUAGUGCCCGUCGUGCCUAUAGUCUGGCGAAAGUUAAACAUAUAUCUCAUUUUUCUCGUGUGGAUGUAUCGAUUCGGGAGGAGUUUCUGAGAUUGUACAACAAUUCCUUCGAUGACGUGGACGUCUGGGUAGGCGGAAUAUUAGAGACUGAUGAUGGACCUGGAGAGUUGUUUCAAAGAAUCAUCCGUGAUCAAUUUCAACGAAUACGCGACGGUGAUAGGUUUUGGUAUAAUAAUACCGCAAAUGGACUUUUUAGCGAUGAGGAAAUUGAAAGACUGGAACAAUUAUCGUUUUACGAUGUGUUGAUGUGUACUACUAAAAUGGACUGGAAUGAUAUUCCAAGGAAUCCUUUUAGAGUUCCUAUCACAGCGAAUGCUAUACAUCCCAGUUGUAUCGAUAACAAAAUUGUAAAAAAAGGCAGGUGUACAAAUGGUCCUUGUUUUCACGUCGAUCAAAUAAAUGAAUACACAAUUGAGAAUUGUACAGAGCCUGGAACUUAUGACUUUUUUUCAAACAGCAAUGUAUCCUUCAUCUUUACAUUUUUAAGUUUAUCAAUGUUACUCUGUGGUUUUGUUACGUUUAUCGUUUUUAAGCUGCAAUUUAAAGAAAAAAAAUCUGCGAAAGAAAAUGUUAGAAAAGUAGAACACAGUGAUAAUAUAGACAUUAUACACACUGCUAGCGAAUGGCAAGAGCCAAAAACUUCACUGAGACGUGUAAUAUUAGUGCCAAAUGUAAGAAGGAAGCAAUUGGAGGUGAAAAAUCAAUUGGGAUACUUGAUGCGUGCAGUGGAUUUUCCAUCCAAUAGCAAUGUGAUGAUUUAUUGCGCAUCUGACAGUCAUUAUAUGUUGAUUCGUGUACAUCACAGUUAUGAUUUAGUAUUGAAAUUCGAUUCUGAUUUUUUAAGAAGUGCCUUUAUAAAAGCGUUCGAAAAAUUUAUAUUAGAAAUCGCAACAUUCGAAGAUACACGCUUAAUACAAGUAAUGACUAGCAUCACGCAUGCAGCGUUACUCAAGCAAGCAAUAACAAAAAAGCAACGUCAAAAAAAAUUAGAAAUGUUUUUUCGCGUUGUAUUUGCACAGGCAUUCCAUAUCGCACAUACAGAAGAGGAAAUCUUACAAAUAGAUUCGACGGUGGCACGAGAAGUAAUUUACACCGAACUAACCAUUAUAGAGUUUGCGGAAGCUCUGAGUAUGAGCCCGGACGCUGAAUUUGUAAAAAAGAUAUUUUAUCUAGUGGACAAGGAUAAGAAUGGCUUCAUAUCAUUUCGAGAGUUCGUUGAUAUGUUGGUGAUAUUUCUCAAAGGGUCUGCGGAAGAGAAGAUGAAAUUGAUGUUUGACAUGUAUGACAUCAAUGGUACGGGAAGACUAAAGAGAGAAGAGUUCUCAAAUAUGUUGAGAUCAUUUAUGGAAACUGUCAAUGCUGAUGUCACGGAUGAUGAGCUGGAAGCUUUAGUGCAAUCCAUGAUGUAUCACGCGGACUUGGCGAAUAAAGAAACGAUAAAUCUACAAGAUUUUCAGCAAAUACUAAGUGACUUUAAUGAUAAAUUUAAUUACGCGGAAUUAGAAUUUCACGUACCUACAGAUGGAAAAAGCAAUAGGAAAUUUCAUGCAGGCGUGAAAACAGUUAGAUCAACGUUUAUUGGUGAGGUGCAAAAGACAGUGGAGAGUUUAUAUGCUGAUCCAAGUGAAUUGCAAUCUAGAAUCGAAGGGAAAAUUGAAAGCACACAAGGUACAAAGGAAGAGAAAAGUAACAAUGAAAUUAUUGACAAAAAUGAAAAAAUUGUCGAAGAAAUGAAGAAACAUUCGGAUGAUUAUUGGUAUCCUAUAAUGAAAUACCUUGCUAACAAACGAUUGCAGAUAUUCUGGGCGUGUUUAUACACUUUGUUCCUGCUUGGGAUUUUUGCAGAGCGAGUAUAUUAUUAUUCUGUACAACGAGAGCAUUCUGGUUUGAGACGAAUAUUAGGAUACGGCUUGACUAUAACGAGAGGAGCAGCGUCAGCUAUGAUGUUUACCUAUUCUACAUUAUUAAUUAUGAUGUGUCAUAAUAUUAUUACUAUUCUGAGAAGUACAAUUCUGCAAUUUUACAUUCCUUUCGAUUCAGCGAUCGAAAUGCAUAAAUAUAUCGCUUGCUGGGCACUAGGAUUUACUGUGUUACAUAUCAUUGGACAUGGCUUCAACUUUUAUCAUAUAUCUACGCAAACUGCCGACGAUCUGACGUGUUUAUUCCGCAAUUAUUUUCACGCGACGCACGAACUUCCCAAGUUCCAUUACUGGUGUUGGGGUACAAUAACAGGUAUAACGGGAGUACUUUUAACCAUUUUAACUGGAUUAAUAUUUAUAUGCUCGUUAUCGAUGGUACGCAAAUUAUUCUACAAUUGGUUCUCUUUUGUACAUUCCUUAUAUCCAGUUUUCUAUAUAUUGAUGGUUCUACAUGGCAGUGGAAGAUUAGUACAAGAGCCAUACUUUCAUUAUUUUUUUCUCGGACCAGCCAUUCUAUUUGUUCUUGAUAAAGUUAUAACUGUAACUAGAACAACAAUAGAAAUACCAAUACUCAAAGCAAAAAUUCUACCGUCAGGUGUAACAUGCAUAACAUUUCUCAAACCUAUAAAUUUUCAAUAUAAAUCUGGUCAGUGGAUUAGAAUAGCAUGCCCAGCGUUACAGACAAAUGAAUAUCAUCCGUUUACUUUAUCUUCUGCGCCACACGAAUUAAGUUUAAGUAUACACGUACGGGUGGUUGGACCAUGGACCUCAAAUAUCAGGGAAAAAUUAGAAUUAUGUACAAUGUCUAAUGAAAACUUACCAAUGAUUCAUAUAGAUGGCCCAUAUGGAGAAGGUCAUCAAGAUUGGGAUAAAUAUCAAGUGGCAAUUAUGGUUGGUGGUGGCAUAGGUGUCACACCCUUUGCAUCGAUACUCAAAGAUAUUGUUUUUAAGUCAAAUUGCAAUUUAAACUUUGGUUGCAAGAAGGUAUAUUUUCUUUGGGUAACAAAAACGCAAAAACAAUUUGAAUGGAUGGUCGAUAUAUUGAGAGAACUCGAAAAAGUAGAUGUCAAUAACACUGUAUCUAUUCAUAUCUUUAUUACUCAAUUCUAUCAAAAAUUUGACCUGCGUACCAUACUUUUGUAUAUUUGUGAACGUCAUUUUCAAAAAAUUUCAAACAAGUCUCUGUUUACUGGUCUAAAGGCUGUGACACACUUUGGACGACCAAAGUUUUCUCAAUUUUUCCUAUCUAUACAAAAGUUACAUCCUACCGUAAAUAAGAUUGGUGUUUUCAGUUGUGGUUCACCAGCUAUGACACAAGCAGUAGAUGCAGCUUGCAAAACGAUUAACUUAACAGAAAUUAACAACACAUUAUUUCAACAUCAUUAUAAAAGCUUCUAAGUUUUUUAUGUAUACUUACGAUUAUUAAAUUUUAAUAAACAUUUGGAUGUUUUUCUUACUGUAAUUUUUUUAACUUGUAAUUUUUCAAUGAUUUAUAUUCAUAAAAUAAACAAAAUGGGUUUUACAAGAUAAAUGUUCAUUGAUCAAUUGUGUAUGUAUCAUAUAAUUAUUACUAAUGAAAUUAUGUAAAAUAAUAAUUUAAUAACAUCUCUUUUAAUAAUC
Monomorium pharaonis (pharaoh ant) is the source of this 4877-nucleotide messenger RNA. Its product is annotated as dual oxidase 2. Gene Ontology annotation, molecular function: heme binding; peroxidase activity; calcium ion binding. NCBI's taxonomy places the organism in Eukaryota, Metazoa, Arthropoda, Insecta, Hymenoptera, Formicidae. The transcript has 25 exons. The record is from RefSeq and is a predicted model, not a curated record. Gene Ontology annotation, biological process: superoxide anion generation; response to oxidative stress; defense response. Gene Ontology annotation, cellular component: plasma membrane; NADPH oxidase complex. The coding region runs from base 357 to 4655 and encodes 1432 amino acids.